AGACAAUAUUUAAUGCUUCCUUCCUCGCUAAACUAGAAGGUACCGGUGCAGCUUAUACAUUUAUUACUGCCAGGUAGUUGAUAGAACGGCAGCCGAGCUUUCUUGGCUGGCCUCAAUUAGUAGAGCGCUUAGACACCGAGAAGUAGCUCACGGCGAAUUCUUAUUUUCGUAUUAGCGUUGCACAUGCAGCCAUACAUUAAGCUGAUUCUUUUUAUUGACUUGCCGUAGCGUGGCAACGCCCCGCUGUAUUCCGCGCCGGCGUAACGCGAUCAGUAAUCAACGCGAUCAUCAAUUGUCGUGAAGGUCUUCACGCUAAAGAAGGCCUCUAUGCCGUUUUCGACGGCUCUGCUCGUGACCAUGAACCGCGUUUCUGCACUCCGGGCUGUUGCUGCAGCCUUCCUUUGGCUCAUUGUUGCCUGCGGAGCCGCGACCUUUGCUUUCUUCUUCGCCGUAACGCCGACACGGUGGAACAGCGUGCGCGCUACAGAGCUGAUCACCUGGAGAAACACCCAGAUCCUGCAGUACAAGUUUGUCAACUCCACAACCGGCAGAACGACUGCGCUCCUGUCCGGCUCCGUCAGUUUCAUGCUCAUAUGGCAAAGCUGCGGUACGCUAGCAGUGGCCCUCGCUGCCUCCGGACUCCACUGGCUGCUGACCACCUCCUCGCCUGCUUCAUCGCCGUCGUCCCCACCGUCCUCAGUCGCUUCCAACGUUCCCGCUCCUCAAUCCAGAAGCAAUAAGCGGCGCUUCAUGACCCCCUUGGCUUUGGCAAAGAAGUCUGUGCUCAAGGCCCGGCGGCUGUUGCGCACGCAAGUCCCCCCCCGCGGGCUCUGGCGCGCCCUGCUGGGCCCCGAGGGCCUCUCGCUGCUGGACCUGCUGCUCAUCCUGCUGUGGUUCGGCCUGCACGCCAUGUGGAUGUACGAAAUGACGAUGCGAGUACUGGACAAUCGCCGUACGGCACCGCCCCCACCUAAAGCCGUCGUUCGCAGCCCCCCGCCCCCUGUUGCGGCGGCCAGCAACGCCGUCAUGCCUGCCAACGCCACCGUCCGCAUCAGCCCGCCGCCAGCAAAUCGCCCUCCGCCAACUGCUACCAAGGUCCCCUUUCCACCACCACCUCCUCCUGCAAGGGUCCUCAGGCCCCUUCCCCGAGUGGUCCAAACCAGUGUCGCCCAGUACUUUGGUUGGAUCGUGCGGCUGGACAUGUGGCUGCUGUUCUACCCGCUGCCCCGAUGCAACUUCCUGGGGUGGCUGCUGGGCUCGGAGUUCGCCGCGAUGCUCAAGUACCACCGGUGGCUGGGCCACGGCACGCUGAUCAUCACAACCCUGCACGGCAUCAUGUACCUCGCCAUCUGGGCGCGCGAUGGAAUCAUGGCCUCUAACCUGACGUGGAACAUGAGCGGCGGCGUGAACAACGUGGCUGGGCUGGUUGCGCUGGCCGGCGGCUGGCUGCUGUGGAUCACCAGCAUCCCGCUCAUCAGGCGCCGCCUGUUCAACCUCUUCUACGCCUCCCACAUCACCGGUGCGGUCGUGUUCUUCCUGUUCAGCUUCAUGCACCGCAAGGAUGUGGCUACAUGGAUGCUGCCUGGCAUCUUCCUGUACCUGUUGGAUGUCGUACUGCGCACCAUCCAGCAAAACUUCAACUCCACGCAGCUCAGCGUGGUCACCGCCGACCCCUCCUCCGCCGCCCCGUCCUCUUCCACUUCCCUGGCAGCUCUGUCCCCGGAGGGCAACAUCCUCACCCUUUCGCUGGCAUGCCACGAGUCGCUGACGUGGGUUGGCUCCGAGAUCGUCUUCCUGAACGUGCCGGCAGUGAGCUGGUGGCAGUGGCAGCCCUUCACCAUCGCCUCCUGCCCGGCCACGUUGGAUGAAGGGUGCGGCGGUGGGGAGAGGCGGAUGGUGCUGCAUAUCAAGAAGUGUGGCAGAUGGACGCAGCGCCUGAUUCACCGCCUGGCAACGGAUCCCACUCCGGUUCAGUUAUACGUUAGCGGCCCGUACGACACCGCUAACCGCAAAUGGAUGCAAGGCUCUGACCGCUCCGUCUUCAUCGCCGGCGGCAUUGGGGUUACCCCAGUGCUGGGUAUGCUGCAAGAGCUCAUCGCGGUGCGUCGUCGUACCAGCCACCUGCAGCCUUCCAACGGUUCCAACGGUCGUGUCAACUUCAUCUGGAUCUGCCGUACAAGGGAGGAGCUGAGCAUCAUGCCCCCAGAGAUCCUGCAGGAGGCCAGCAGAAAAGACAAGUCUUCCUGGCUGAACCUGCAGCUCUACCUCACCGCACCAGCCGCUACUAGCGACUCCGUCACUGCCGGCGGUGAGCACGGCGAUGUCAGGCCAGGCUGCGGCUGGGCCAGCACCGCCAAAGCGAUGACAGCUGUCCGCAUUGGUUGCCUGGGAGGAGCUGCAGCUGCUGAUAACAAGGGCUCUGUCCCCUCGGGGACUCCUCGUGCAAGACCUUUGUCACACCCCUACUCCUUCGGCCCGCUGAUGUGGGCUGCCGCGCUGCUGCUGUGCUUUGGCGGUGGCUUCACGGGCCUCAUCUGCGCGCAGUCGUACGAGGCGCACAUGGCGAGAACCGUCAAGACGCGAUCUGACUUCGUCUACGUUGGCAUGCUGCAGUUCUCAGCCCUGGGGAUUGGGGCAGCGCUGCCACCUGCGAUCCUGAUGCUCGUCGCGCACAUGUACCGGAGGUUCAAUGCCAUGUUCUCUCACAAGCGCUCCACCGCUCAGAACAAGGCGGCCGCCGCUGCUUCUUCCGCCUCCGAUUCUUCGUCUUGCCCUUCCUCCUCCACCUCGGGUGAUGUCGUGCUCCCCAAGGCGCCUGCUGCUGCUGCUGCUGCACACGUCCCAUCACGGCCAGCAGCCGGUACCAUCUCCCUUAUUGCCAGCAGCAGCGCCGCUACCACCGCUGCAACCCCUGCUGCGGGGGCGGCA
Astrephomene gubernaculifera is the source of this 2928-nucleotide messenger RNA. The record is from the annotation of a GenBank genome assembly. NCBI's taxonomy places the organism in Eukaryota, Viridiplantae, Chlorophyta, Chlorophyceae, Chlamydomonadales, Astrephomenaceae.